GGGCAGACAGCCGUCGUCGCGCGAGUCCCAUUCAACGUGCCUGCAUCGCGUGACCCCAUUCGACUGAAAACUCAGGUCGCCACACUGGACUUCUUGGCGCUGUACAGGCCGCAUAUCCCAGUACCGAGGGUCCUCGCUGCUGCCGUCAGCAACACGAAUCCUGCCGGCGCGCCUUAUAUCAUUUCCCAAUUCCUCACGGGGACUCCUAUCACCUAUAUUGAAUGGUGCGACAACCUGUCGAGCGCAGAUCGUGACGCCGUCGUCGAUCUCCUUGCCGACCUCUGGGUCAAGAUCACGGCGCCGGUUUCGUUCAACGCAAUCGGAAGCAUCCUCCAUGACCCGGCUGGCGUCGUCAAUGGCAUGUGGCGCACAGACACUAGUGGUGGUUCUCGGCAUGGCUUUCGUAUAAUACCUAUGAUUCCUCCAUGCCCAGACCGCUAUACUGAAGUCCUCGAACUAUCGUUCGAGCAGCGCACUGGGUCGGGGAAUUUGGAGGACUUUUGGAACUCCAAAAUUCAAAAGCAGUUCCGCGGCAUCACUUCUCACUAUCCGAACAAUGACCUCUCGGUCAUCGUACAGGAUGGCAUACAUAACACGCACUCGCUGGGUAAGCUCUGGCAAUGUGCUCGAGCCGUGCAGGAGAUCGCGAGCAUCGCAGCCUCCCUGGAUCCGCUGUCGACCCCGCACGGGCGCGAGCCGAUUGUGGCUUUGAUGCACACUGAUUACGCCUGCUGGCGUAAUGUUCUCUUCUCGGCGGACCGCACGCGCAUCGAAGGGAUAGUUGAUUGGGACGACGCCGUGGUCGUCCCACGAGACCUCGCAGCUGUCUAUCCCGAAGAGUUGACCCACCAGGCUAAGUGGCGCUCUGACCCGGACGACGUCUUUGUUAUCCCGCCCGGUACGCUGUAUGAAGACACGGGUUUGUGGAACACUGCGAUCCAGGAGACGCAGCAGCGACGGAGGUUCAGGGAGGUGGUACAGAGCCAAGAUCCACAGCUUGCGGCACUGUACACCGAUCGUCGUGCGAGGCUCAGGAGACGGGUUCAUUACCUGGUCAUAUAUGACUGGAGCACUUGGUUGUGGAAGGAAAAGUGGAUCUUGGGCGAGGGUUUGGAUGAGGCGCGUGCAUUGGCUGAGUGCAGAGUUUGACCUCCGGCCACGAGGAGUAGGAUAGAUUUCCACGGUCACGAGCUCUAAUAUAUUCAGUUGUCGACAGCAUGUGUGAUGUUCUAGUACUAUGUAUCCAUGUAGUAUACUGGUG
This is a messenger RNA of Fomitopsis serialis, 1261 nucleotides long. RefSeq lists its product as uncharacterized. Bases 361 to 1149 code for a protein of 262 amino acids. The transcript has 2 exons. The record is from RefSeq and is a predicted model, not a curated record. NCBI's taxonomy places the organism in Eukaryota, Fungi, Basidiomycota, Agaricomycetes, Polyporales, Fomitopsidaceae.